Molecule: messenger RNA, 1648 nt
Organism: Xiphophorus maculatus (southern platyfish)
Lineage: Eukaryota; Metazoa; Chordata; Actinopteri; Cyprinodontiformes; Poeciliidae
Product: uromodulin-like
Exons: 4
Coding region: 263-706 (147 amino acids)
Source: RefSeq, a predicted model, not a curated record
ACAGGUGCAGAAAACCAAGACAUAACAAAACCUACUAGAAAGAAAAGAAGCUCCGGUUAAGCUGACGUAAAAACUGAACCACCAAGGAGACGACCACAGCUAGCAUCUCCAUAUGACAGUACAAACCUGCUGGAUGCAGAAAGCAAAGUAAUAAAAUCUUUGAGCAGUCAGAAGUAGAAGCAGACUCCUGCCAGCUGUGUGUGUCCUCUGCAGCUCUGUGGUUCAGUUCGUCUCAUCCGGACCUUGGAAUUACUCUCUGACCAUGAAGGCCUACACCGACGCCAACCGAACUCAAGCUGUGGCCUCAAACACCGAAGUUCGCCUGAACCAGAAGAUCUGGGUGGAGCUGGAUGCCGACGGCCUGGAUGAAAGCCUGGUUGCCGUGGUGAUGGACUCCUGCUGGGCGACGGACCAGGAAUCGGCCAACGCUAGCCGUAAAUAUUACCUGAUCGAGAACGGUUGUCCAAACCCUGAGGACCAGACGGUGAGCGUGGAGGCAAAAGGAAGGGGAACCUCCAACUCCUUCUCCUUCAACAUGUUCCAGUUCACUGGGAGCUCAGCUCAGGUCUACCUGCACUGCAAACUGCAGCUCUGCAUCAAACAGGAGAACACCUGCGUCAAGACGUGUGCUGGAACUCGGAGACGCAGAUCUGUCCGGUCCCAGUCUGGAGCUGCUGCCUUCAUCAGCAUGGCUUGGACUGCCUAGGUGAAGGACCUCAAACUCCAUGAAGAUCCAGUCUGUGGACCGGUUCUGAUCCAGACCCGGGUGUUAUGAGGAAAUCUCUGACACAUAGCGGUUCUACUGCUGAGCGUUUCUUUGUUUUAAUCAAAUGUGGUGAAGGGAAGUGAGUGAAACACUAAACUAAUCAGAGUUUAUAGUUGGUCUUCAAUGAAAGAAGCUUUUUGAUUCUCACCUUGUCUGAGCUCAACACAUUGUAGAUGUGAAACAUCCCAUAAUGCACAGAGGAAAACAGAGAGCAGAAUGAGGCUGCAGUGGUUCACAGUGAGCUUCAAUGUUUCAGUCAGCUCUACAAUCAGGAGGAAUUUGAUUUCAUUUCUAGUCUCAAUGAUCAGUAAAGGUUUAGCAGGGAUUGGUGGCUGUUACUGAGCCGUUUUUCUUCUUCUGAAGCUGAAAUUUACAGAAACUCCAACAUGACGUUUGUAGGUUGAUGUCAGUUUUUAACAUCUAUAAAAUUAUUAUCAAGUUGAGUUUUCAAUUCAGAAAGUUAAAGCAGAGUUUUAACUCUUACAAAUGUAAAACUGGAGCACUUCCCCCUCUUGUGGCUACAAUUUGUAUUACAUACAAGCUUUAACUGGUCAUUUGUUUUAAUUCUUCUAAACUUAGACAGAAUAAAAGCCAUUUGAGGUCAAAUAAAUGAUUUUUUUCCAUUCUGCUUUCGGCCUUUUGUAGUUUUUCUUCAGUCUUUGGAUGGAUUGUUGUUGUUUUAUGUUUGGUUUUCAUGUUGGACAUCUGAUGUGCGGCGGCGACAUAAAGAUCAGCACUUUUGAUUUCUAAUCACUAAAAUAUUAAAGUGUGCAAUGAUGAUUAUUAAUCAAACAUUUUUAGUUUUUAUAAUAACUACUUUGGAUGAAGGUGAUUAAAGUUGUAAUUCAUGUUUUAAUCAGCAAAUAAACCUUAAAAAUAAAA